GAUCAACAGCGACCUGAAAUAAUGGUGGCCACCGACGCGGGUAGCUAGAUGUGGAUUCUUCCACGGGAUAAUAAUGCAGAUGAAUUUCAGCAUGCGAUCGUGUUCUCUGGCGUCCAAAUCGGCACAUUGGUUGCAGCCCGCGUCACGGGCUGACGGCACGCCUCCCCUCUCGUCGCGUCUCGCCCGUGUUGAGGAAGUAAGUGCAGUUCACAAGGAGCCAGGGAAGUGCCGACUUGACCGUUUGUCUGUGUCCAGUAGGUGAGCUGCUGACGGGCGGAUCGUGCCGAGCACCGGCGAGAUGGCGUUGGCCGGCGGAGAUGCUCGCGGCGAGCUCGUCUGCGUCACCGGCGGCAGCGGCUUCGUCGGCUCCUGGCUCGUCCGCCUCCUCCUCGACCGCGGCUACACCGUCCACGCCACCGUCCAGAACCUCCAGGACGAGGGCGAGACCAAGCACCUGCAGGCUCUGGAUGGCGCGGACACGCGGCUCCGGCUGUUCCAGAUGGACCUCCUCGACCCCGCCUCCGUCCGGCCGGCGGUCGAGGGCGUCCACGGCGUCUUCCACCUGGCCUCCCCCAACGAGCUGCUGCUGCCGGCGGUCAAUGGCGCGCUCAACGUCCUCCGCGCCGCCAGAGACAGCGGCGUCAAGCGUGUCGUGAUGGUGUCUUCGCAGACGGCCAUGUGUCCGACGACUGCCGACUGGCCUGCCGGCAAGGUCAUAGACGACGACUGCUGGGCCGACGUUGAGAUCCUCAAGAAACUCGAGCUUUGGUACAACGUCUCCAAAACGCUGGCGGAGAAGGCGGCGUGGGACUUCGCCGGAGAGGAAGGACUGCAGCUGGUUGUGCUGAAUCCAGGGCUGGUGCUGGGCCCGACGUUGACCCCGGCACCUACUGGCAGUCUCCGUCUGCUGAUGCUGCUUCUGGGAGGCCAGAAGCUCGACAUGGAACCCUUCUUCGUCGGCUGCGUGGACGUCAGAGAUGUGGCACAAUCUCUGGUGGUGCUCUAUGAGAACCCGUCGGCGCAGGGGCGCCACCUGUGCAUGGAGUCCGCCGUACGCCUCGUCGAUUUCCACGAUGAACUUGCUAACCUUUACCCUGAAUUCCCGGUUCACAGGAUCCAGGAGGACAAACAGGGCUGGGUGGCUAAAUCUGACUUUUGGAAGGCCAAAUAUGAUCAUGAGGCUGCCAAAAAAGCUAGAGCCGCCGCAAUAGCCGCCAAGAAGACGGCCAGAAAAUCUAAGAAGAAACCAACUGCUUCUGACUUGUUCAAGUUGGAUGACGUCUCUGAGUCAGAGGUAGCCCUUGACUCUCUUGGCCUGCUUUUUAACAACCUUAUUGACACUGACUAUUACCAGGAUGACACGGGGGGCAGCCAGGCAGUAGAAGAAGAGGAGAUUGCUCGUUCCUCCUCUAGUGAUUCUUCACAGACUCAGCUGCCGGCUUUCAAGACUGCCCCCGGGUAA
Triticum dicoccoides is the source of this 1462-nucleotide messenger RNA. RefSeq names its product phenylacetaldehyde reductase-like. The transcript is spliced from 8 exons. The record is from RefSeq and is a predicted model, not a curated record. Gene Ontology annotation, molecular function: oxidoreductase activity, acting on the CH-OH group of donors, NAD or NADP as acceptor. The coding region runs from base 299 to 1462 and encodes 387 amino acids. NCBI's taxonomy places the organism in Eukaryota, Viridiplantae, Streptophyta, Magnoliopsida, Poales, Poaceae.